AUGGUGAGAGAUUUAAAAAAGGUGAAACACCUGAGAGAGCUGGAUCUGAGUAACAAUGACCUGAAGGAUUCAGGAGUGAAGCUGCUCUCUGCUGGACUGGAGGAUCCACACUGCAGACUGGAGAAACUCAAUGUGGAACAUGGUGGAGAGAACAGAAUGAAUCCUGGGAUUAGAAAAUAUGUCUGUGAUCUCACACUGGACCCAAACACAGUAAACAGACACCUCUCUCUGUCUGAGGAGAACAGAAAGGUGACAUGGAGGAGAGAGGAACAGCCGUAUCCUGAUCACCCAGAGAGAUUUGAUGGCUGUGGACAGGUGCUGUGUAGAGAGGGUCUGACUGGGCGCUGUUACUGGGAGGUAGAGAGGAGUGGGGGAGGGGUUGGUAUAGGAGUGACAUAUAAAGGAAUCAACAGGAGAGGAGGGGAUAAUGACUGUUGUCUUGGAUACAAUGACAAGUCCUGGAGUCUGUUCUGCUAUGACAACAGUUACUAUGCCAGUCACAAUAAUAAUCUCACUACCAUAGACGUCCCCUCCUCCAGCUCCCACAGAGUAGGAGUGUAUCUGGACUGGCCAGCCGGCACUCUGUCCUUCUAUAGAGCCUCCUCUGACACACUGACCCACCUGAUCACAUUCACCUCCACAUUCACUGAGCCCUUCUAUCCAGGGUUUAGGGUUUGGGGUGAUGGUGACUCAGUGUCCCUGAAAUAACAACAGUGUCAAUAAUAACCUGACACACACACACACAGGACACACACACACAGGACACACACACACAGGACACACACACACACUGGACACACACACACACUGGACACACACACACAC
Messenger RNA from Oncorhynchus nerka (sockeye salmon), 825 nucleotides. Its product is annotated as stonustoxin subunit beta-like. The record is from RefSeq and is a predicted model, not a curated record. The transcript has 4 exons. The coding region runs from base 1 to 708 and encodes 235 amino acids. Lineage: Eukaryota; Metazoa; Chordata; Actinopteri; Salmoniformes; Salmonidae. Gene Ontology annotation, molecular function: protein binding.